GCGUGUGACCAUACUCUUCAAAAGACCUUGUGUGGGCGUCUGCUCGUCUUCUGCUGCCUUUUCUGCUUGUUUGUGAGCCGAAUUAACGUUAUUGACUGACUGACUGUGGUGUGGACUCAAAUAUGGAGAAAGUAUAGUUCGCAGCCCAAGAAUAAUGUGGCGAAUCGGCUUGGUGAUUCUGCUCUGCACCAAUGUGGGAUAUUUGUCGGCUUCCGCGGAGCAAAAUGUUGCAGGGGAAAAAACAGUAAUGCUUUCUCAUCUCAUGAACCGUCAAGUUUUCGAAUAUCGAGCCUACAAAGAUGUUCAAAUUUUCCACUACGAUAUACCCGAACAAGUUUCGAAAGCUACAUGGAAUUUCAGCGCACUCCCAACAAAUCUGAACCGAUGUGAUGUUCGAGAUGUAUCAGUAUACCUGAAGUAUGGGAGCUACCCUGUCAUUAAUCCUGAUGGUGCUGAAUAUCCCUCGCAUUUCCGCAUCCAUCAAAGCCCUAUCUAUGACACCAUUUUUAUUAGUGAUGGUAGCCAUCACACCAUUACUGUCACAAGUCCAACUCCAGGGGAUUGGUACGCUGUAGCAUUCUUACCAAUCACCAGAGCUAGAAUUACUCAAAAAGGACUUUUCCCAAAUUGUACUAUUUGGUUUGAGUCAUCUCUAUCUGCCACCAUUAUAAGUGAUGUCAUUGUGGUGUUCCCAGAAGUUCAAGCUCACCAAGAAAUUCAACUUUAUCAAGAAAUAGAGAAUGCUAGUCAAACCUACAAGUUUUAUGUUCCUGCUGACACUUGGGCUGUUCAAGUUAAUGUCUCCCGCUGCUCAGCCCAUGGCGUGCCCAAGGAUGGUAAAUCUGAUGCUGGUUGUCCAUUAGUUGUGAUGUCUAGUGGACGCUCUCUUCCUAAUCCUGACCACCCAGGCACUGCGACAACCAACUGUAGUAACAAUGGACCAGUAGCUACUUGUCAACAGGAGUGGGUUCCUUGGGAAGAACAAUGGCACUAUCUUACAAUUGCAGCUCCCAAUCAUCAUGUUGGCUUUACCCUCAAAGUGCUCUUCCAAUCAUGUGCUCCUGAGUAUCCUUUACCAAGAUACCUUCUAGUCAAUGACCUGGACACUCGCCACAUUUGUUCUUCUAUCAACAAAACAAGUAAAUUACGGGUCAUCUUCCGUAAUACAAACAACCAGUCACGCAUACCUCCACCUCCCAAUUGUUUUGCAAGGAUUCCUCUUAUGCGAAAAACUUAUGGAGGAAAUUUUCUAUUUGAGUUUGAUCAACUUCCGUUCGAAAAUGGCUCUUCACCAUUGAAAGCCUACGUUAGUACAUUAUCCCCUACCCUCAUGAGUUUUGAGAUACGUCCUUCUCAUGAUAUAGGUGGAACAUUGAACUUUGAAGUUGGCCUGGACCCCUUCUUGAAUACAUCAUACCACAAUGUUUCUCUUGUUGCCUGCUUGACUCAUGGAGUUCGGUCGGAAGUACUUCCUGAUCGCUGCACUGUAGGGGCAUCACUACAUGUCAAUUCAUCGUCCUCUCUGACUGUGAGCAGAGUGAGCAUACCAUAUCCAGAGCCAGGGCUGUGGUACAUUACUAUGCAAGCUUUCUGCUACCUCAGUGAUCCUCUUCUAAAUCAUGCCCAGAUAUAUAUUGAUUGUCCUUCUAAUAAAACUGCUGUAUACUUUGGCCUAGCCUCUGGAUCAUGUGUGUUUGGUUCAUGUGGCCGUUAUGGACGAUGUCACCAAUAUAUAAGCAGUGGUUUUAUUUUUUCGACUUGUGUGUGUUCCGUUGGAUACCGAGGAUGGGGUUGUACGGAUGACAAGAAAGCUCUUUCAAGUUCAGAACUGCUUAUGGGCUCCUUGUUAUUGACGCUCAGCAAUCUUUUCUUUAUACCUGCAAUUAUUGUAGCUCUACGCCGCAAAUUUUUCACUGAAGCUUUGUUAUACUGUUGCACCAUGUUCUUCUCAACGUUUUAUCAUGCCUGUGAUGAGGAAGGAUACUCAUUCUGUCUGAUGAGACUCAGUGUGAUGCAGUUCUGUGACUUUUAUUCUGCAAUUUUAUCUUUCUGGUUGACAUUGAUAUCAAUGGCCGAUCUCGGACACACACUUACAUCCCUUCUCCACAUGGGUGGAGCAGUGGGAGUGGCCCUUGGUGUUGUGUAUGACCAGACCGGUCUUUGGGUUUUCCUUGUGCCUGCACUGUCUGGAAUAUUUAUCAUUAUGUUGUCAUGGGCCUCCCACAUGCGCCGUAAAAAGGGUUGCUAUCCCCAGAAGACAUACUGGUUCUUGUGUCUCCCAUUUGGCAUGGCUUUGGCUGCUGGAGGUUUAUUGGGUUAUGCUUUUCUGGAGACAGAUCAUAACUACAAGUUUGUCCACAGUGCAUGGCAUGCUGCAAUGGCCCUCGCAAUCGUAUUUUUACUGCCGUUACGUAGAGAAGCUGAGGAAUACUCGCCUCCUGGUGUAAUACCAUCUCACAGUUGAUUACCUUUGUUGUGAUUUGUGAAGGAGAGUUACGAAUAACAUCUAAUACACAGCUCUAACUGGGCGGCAUCAAUGUUGAUCAAGAAGAGCAAUGGAUUCAGUUUGGGAGCAACUCCAAAUACUGUAUUGAACUAAAUGUUAGAAAUUGUUUCAAGUCUGUACUGAUAUACUUUCACAAUUUCAGUAAUGACACUGCGCUUAACUUCUAAGGAGUAUGGCCUAAUGUAACUAAUUUUCCAGCUUAAACCCGUUUAUGAAGUGCCAAAAUGAGAGGUGAUGUGAUUUCCUUGGCUCACUUUAAUAUUGUCCGUAUGAAAACUUCGUGCUACAAGUCAGGGUAAAGUCAGAUGAUUAGGGCAGUGCUAUGUAACAAAUAUUUCGUAUAGUUAUACAAUUUUCUGAAAAGAAAAAAAAAGGAUGAGGAAAACAAAUGUAAGAAGUAAGUUGACUUUUUGUUCAUGUCUGAAUUAAUUUUCUGAUGACAAUGAUUUUAGAUCAAAUGCUUGAUCUGCAAGUUAGUUUAUCUACCUAGUCACAAAGCACAAACAAAUCGCAUUUCUCAUUUAUUUAUAAGACUGAUUUUACCAUACAACCUACUAUAUUUUACACAUUCCAGUGAUAAAGUGGUAAUUUCUUGAAGCAAAAUUGCUGACCAGGUAUGAAGUCAGGUUUGAAAUUGCAUCUGUUAUGACCAAAGACAGGAUUCCUAAUCUCUAUCUGUUUAUAAGAUACCUUCAUUUUGGUUUAUUUAACAUAGUUAUAUUUAUUGUAAUUGCAACAAGACAAUGUACAGGGCUGAAGUAACGGCUAUUCUUUUCCUGUUCUGUAACAUUACUAGUAAGUAUAUAGACUUUUCUAGUGCAUAUAAUAGUGUUAAUGAGGGUGAUGGUCUACAGUGUAAUACUCUUCAAUUUUGUUGUAAGUACUCUUUGAGAGUGUUUACUCCAAAAGUUUAAACAGUGUUAUAUUUCUGUUUCUGUAGCUACUUAUCGAGUCUCCUUUAUAUUUCUGUUUAACAUGUUUUUGUUACCAGCAUGGUGUUGUUUCUUUGGAUUUAAUCCAUCAAUGUGAUAGUGUUCCUUUGUUUAUGAUUUAUUUGCUUUCUACUAUAUCUGUGUUAUUUUCUAAGUUCCUCUAUAUAUUGUUAGUCAAAAUGAAUCUCUAACAUCUAUUGAAAAAAAAAAAGACAUUGUUUUGUUAUUUUUGUUUUGUCUCAGGCAAAGUUGAUAUUUUCCCCAAAAUCUUUUGAUUUUUUUUCGACUUGGCUUUCUAACUUGUCAUUUGUUAUUGAGGCUGUGGCUAUGAUUUUUACCUACUGUACUGUAUAGUUACUCUUGCAACUAGUCCUAUAAAUUUUCCCCCUAUCUUUCCCGCUCCCUCCAUUUUCCUUUGUUUCUUUUUAAGUCUGACUGUGCCAUAAUAAAUGUAUUGCGUUUUGCUCUCCUCCCCUCCUCUCCCCACUCUGUGAUGGUUUUAGUAGACCCUCUAUGGCAACUGGAAUCUCCCCUUGGUAGUGGCUGUCGCUAUGCUUUCGUCAUUCUUUUGAGUUAUCUGUUGAAAAGGCUUUGAAAGUUACUUCUGUCCUAUUUCACUUUCCUCAGUCCUGAUUUCUUAAGGUGCUUUGAAACUGUGCAGUUGUUCUUAUUCUUGUAAUAUAUUCAUUUUUGUCCUCGAACAGUUUGGGCCAUCUUGUGCUCCCUUUUUCUGUGAUACGUAUGGUACAGAUUUCUGGUUUGUUUAAUGGUCCUUUUUGACAAAUAGACUGUAUUAAGGCAAAAGACCUUGUAAAGGAAGGGAAAUUAGGUCAACCAGUAUAGUGUUAAAAGGGUCUUUGAGGUUCUUGAAAAAUCUCUCCCUCUAUUUGAUUUCAGUGACUGAAGAGACCUAUUCCUUUCAUUGUCCUUUGAAUGUUCAGCAAAAUUUUUUCACUUGCAGAACUGAAAUACUUUUGUGUAUAAUUGUUGGUGAGCAUGUGUGUGAGUUUGUAUCGUCUUUUCUCUUUUAUUCACAUGUAACAAAUUUUGCACAUUUUUUACGUCCUGUUGUGUAUUUUUCUUUGUUUUUUCAAGUGUUGUCUUAGUGAAGUCUGUCUACGGGGUGGGGGCUUUUAUUAAUGGAAGCACGAACAAUAGAUCGAAUGGAAACUUGUUCUAAAAGCAAGGCAAUUAAUUAUUAUGGCAUACAAGAAAUGGAGUUAGUAGACAAGAAAUGCUCUUGUGUAAACACUUGAUCAUUUGAUAGGUGAUAGUUCAAAUACAAUUUUAUUUAAAAAAUUAUUGCGGUUGUGAUGAAACAUUUAUGAGGAAAAGUUGAUGAGAAAAAAAAAAGAAAGUCGAUGAUUGUCUGUUUGUCUUGAAUAAUAAUGUUAUAAGCGUUAAUUUCCAGUCAUUUUAAAUGACUGUGCAAGUGCUAAGGACCAUCUAGCUUGAGCUGAUAGAUUUUACCGGCAAUAAAUUUGUAGGUAAACAAGUCUUUUGACAUAUUCAUAGUCUGAAAUUUAUGAGCCAUGACCAGACCAUGUAAUGUACGCCUGUGAACCUUAAUUGAAAUUUAUAAUUAUUAUCCAUUAUUAGAAUGUUUUAGAAAAUAUGUGAAACAAGAAUUGCCUCUUCCUGUGGACAUUGCAUAGUGAAUAAUUCAAACCGACAUAUUCGAACUAUAUGAAAACCAAUUAAUGUAAUCAAUUAAAAAUGUCUUUGAAGUCCAGUAUCCUUAAUAAGUGUAAUCUCAAUUAAAAUCUUUCCUUUCCAAGUCUCAUAAGGUGAAAGCUAUUGGUCUUCUUUUAAGUAGGAGUUCAGAAGCGUCAAUUCUGUAGAAUUCUAGACAUGUAAUUAAUUAACUCUUUGAAUGCCUUAGAAUCUCUCCUCAUAGAAAGUGUUUCAUUUGUUGUAAAAUUUAUCUGAAUGGCAGAUUCCUAUUUGUACUAAAAUUUGUCUUUCUAAUAAUCUGAAAGAUUGUUUGCUACGCAGAGCUAGUAGGUAUAAGAUUGACACGCAUGUGAAAUAUUGUUUCUUACUGUGUUCUUUCUACUGUAUCUGACCAGCACACACAUCUUUGUUGUUUAUUGUAGUGCUAAAUAUUUCCGAUGAACGAUUUUUUGCUCAAAUAAAAAAAAAAGGACUUGGUACACAA
Molecule: messenger RNA, 5596 nt
Organism: Thrips palmi
Lineage: Eukaryota; Metazoa; Arthropoda; Insecta; Thysanoptera; Thripidae
Product: transmembrane protein 8B
Exons: 14
Coding region: 155-2464 (769 amino acids)
Cellular component (GO): plasma membrane
Source: RefSeq, a predicted model, not a curated record